Messenger RNA from Penicillium digitatum Pd1, 1719 nucleotides. Lineage: Eukaryota; Fungi; Ascomycota; Eurotiomycetes; Eurotiales; Aspergillaceae. The record is from RefSeq and is a predicted model, not a curated record.
AUGGGUGUCGAACUCAAAGGAAAUGGCUCAGGGGAGCCGCCUAUGAAUCCCACGAUCGCGGUCCCUCUCUUCGUUGUCAGCGGACUCAUAGCAAUUCGAUUUGUGUGGAAAACCGUCAUUCGCAUCCGACAUUGUCGACGAGCAAAGGCGGCACGGCAAGGAACCGACCAGACGCAGCUGUGCCGGACAAAUCGCUUCAAUGCGGCUCUGAAAAAGCAUUUGCUGUAUGCUCCGAUAUGGGGCAAUCGCCAUAGCCGAGAGUUCCGCGUCUUGAGGCUUCAUAUGGGAUCUCUACCGCUACGACUGGAAGUGAUUUGCCUCUUAAUCUAUCUCAGCUUGAACCUAGUUUUCAUAGUUGUGAAAGUCGAUUGGUGGCUCACUGAUUACUCCGAGAAGAUGUUCCAGCUCAAAUACGCCGCGGGCCAUCUGGCAGUUAUGAAUACGCCAGGCUUGGUCCUAGGUGCAGGGCGAAAUAACCCGUUAAUCCAGCUAUUGGGUAUCUCAUUCGAUACGUUCAAUUUCAUGCAUCGUUGGGUGGGCCGUGUGAUCACAGCCAACGCGGUCAUUCACAUGAGCGCCGUGCUGGCCGAUAAGGCUUAUGUGUAUGGCACGGACUAUAUUCUAUAUGUUAUGUGGCAACAGAAGCUUUUUAUCUGCGGCCUUCUGCGCGUGCUUCUUGGCACCUUGAUCCUGUGGGGUCUCGAUCGUGCAGGUCGUCUUGGAAUACUCCUCUGGAGAAAUCUCAGCUCAAGACCUACAACUGCUACAGUCGAGGUUCUACCUGGGUCUGUUGCUCGCGUUGAUGUGGCCGUGGCUCGGGGAUGGCGCUUCCGUCCCGGCCAGUAUAUGUACCUCUACAUGCCGUGUCUGGGCUUAUGGACAUCACAUCCCUUUACGGUUGCGUGGUCAUCGACAUCAGAUUCGUUGAGCAUGAACGAAAAGCGCUCCUCGGGGGACUCUUUGAGCGCGCUAUCCGGAAGCUCUCCGACCACAACCAUGUCCGUCCUGAUCAAGGGCCAAGAUGGAUUCACGAAAAAGUUGCUUCGGAAGGCUGAAGACUCCACUGAGGGACGAAUUCAGGCCAUGGCAUUGGCAGAGGGGCCAUUUGGUGGCAUCCAUUCUCUCGCCUCAUAUGGUACUCUACUAUUGAUAGCUGGGGGAGUUGGUAUCACUCACCCAAUGUCAUAUUUAAAUGAGGUCAUCACCACGUUUGUCGAGCAAAAGACCGCCACUCGCAAGGUGCACCUGGUCUGGAUCGUUCGCAGUCUAGGUAUGAUCGCCCCCACCUGUUACAUGCGAUUGAUCACUAACAUCCUGAAAGAUCAUCUGAGUUGGGUUCAAACAUUCAUGACCGAAAUGCUAGGCCACGAAUCUCUCGCAAGUCCAACAACCCCGAACGGGCACUCAUACUUCCAAUUUCCACAGCUCCUUCUCUCCAUCAGCCUCCACAUCACAUCGCACAAGGACACGGUCGAGGAAUACAUCCCACAACCAGAUUCGCUGUGGGUUCAAUGUGCUCCGCCUGGCGUACCGGUCAGCAUCCACCACGGCAAGCCGUGUAUCCAAUCUGUGCUAGAGAAAGAAAAAGAAGAGCAGAUUGGUGCGAUGGCGGUUAGCGUCUGCGGCCCUGGUGGCCUGGGCGAUAGUGUGCGGGAGGCUGUCAGAAGUGUGCAAGGGGAGAAGACUGUUGAUCUGUUUGAGGAGACCUUCUCCUGGUAG